AUGACCAUGAAGACGCCCGAGAACGGUGCUCCAAGAUCAUGCUCCAAGAUGGUCGAGCAGUUUCUUGGAUUGGUACUGAGUAUUUUUCGCCAGCCAUCCGACUAUCACCACCUCUUCGCUCGUUUGGAGACCAAAGCAAACACAGAGAAAAUCGAGCAUCCACAGUGGAAACCCAUCAAGAUGGUGCACGUCUGCUGCAUCGGCAUCUCCUCCAAGAAAAAGGGGCAGGAUGAAGACGCAAAGGCAAAGGAGGCGGAUCCUCCCAAAGACACGCAGUCGAAGGACAGAAAGGCGAAGAACGCGAAAUCGAAGGAGAAAAUUCCAGCCCAGGUUCCGAAGCAGCCCCUUGUCGAAUUGAUCAAGCUGCCUCCUCCGGCCAAGCUGCCUGGAAGCAACUACAACAUGGAACUCAUGCUCAGUGGAACCAACACAGGGGGCUCCAUUACGUCCUCUCAGCGCUCAUACAUGCGCUCUCCUGAACUGGAUUUCAUUCCUGAUCCCACCGAGGUCGAAUAUGUGUCGGACCACGAGGAUCAAAUCGAAGCACCCAGAAGAAGUGGCCCAUGGAGCAGACUCAGCCGACGCCGCUCUAACAACAGCAACAAGCGGUCUGACAGUCCCGACAGUGACAAGCGGGUGUCGAUUAUCAGCAUUCAGAGGCCCUCUUCCAAUCCCGCUGCUACGGAGAUAGAUGGCUCCCCGCAAUACGAUCAGGCUGCUUAUACUUACUCUGUGAGACAGAACAACAUGAGGCGCAUUCAAGCCGACCUCGAGAGCGAGCACAGUUCGCGAUCUGUCACGCCUGGAAGUAAGAGAUUCCGUGGGUUGGAGACAGUGGUGGAAGUUCCUGGUGAUCACCAAAGCGAGCGUCAGAGCGGACCGCGGCCGCGGAGCGGAAUAGAGGUGGAGAUUCCCACCGAUGUUUCUGUGGUUGAUGUCACGUCUCUGCCGCAGCCACCGCCUGCUGCCAAGCUUUCGAACGAAGGUGUUAAGGUUCAUCCUAUCGAUAUCACCACUGGAGACCGCCGGCGUAGCAGCUGUCCAAAGCCUGAAACCUCCACGAAGGUCACGGCAACAAAUCUUGUUCUUCGAGAGCGAGGGUCACUCCCUGAUAUGCCUCCCCCGGCCCCGAUUCUCCCUGCUCGCCAGAGUCGCGCCGAUCAGGAUGACGAGUCUUUCAGAACUUGGAGACUCUCCCAGUGUAUCCCCCACUGCGAAAGUCAGAUGGCCCUCUCUCUUCAACCUCAGAAUAUCCCCCUCCCACUGGACGCUGAGAGCACAGCUGCCUUUGACGACAAGGAGGCUUCUGAGGCCCAAUUUCAAGAUGAUUCUUCCAGCAACGGCGCAACUCUGUGCGACAUGGAGAAGCCCGAUGGCAAGCUCGCAACCGAGCCCGUGGGCAUAUCUCAGCCUCCCCGAACUUCGGAAUCUGCACAGUCCCAGGAUGGCAGUGGCUGGGAGACCUGGCUGCUCGCCGAGAAGCUCUCGUCUCAGGAGGAUUUCGUCACAGCUCAGGAUUUGGAUGGCAAGAAGAAGUUCGCAACUGCAGUGCCUAGUCGCAGCUCUGCUACCGAAGCUGGCGAUGAGAAAGGAACAAACCGUCAACACUCGAGCCCCAUCAGCUUUCCCCUCCAAGAAAUUUCUGGUGACAAGCCGUACGCCGACUUGCCUUUGAAAGACGACUUGGAGGUAAAGACUACUUUGUUUGGUAGAAUGCCCUUGCAAGCGAACGAGCCGUCCCACUAUCUGUCAUCUUCUGUAUACUCGUCUAUGCAGAACACACGUACCGCCUCGCCAUCGGGCUUCAAGAAUAUCAGUGGUGACGACGAUCGCAACAGCCUUGCUGAGAGUCUUAUUGAUCUCGACCUCGCCAACUUUGAUUGUGGGUUUACAUUAAUCGCGGAAGCUAGUAUCUCAACUAAUAAAGCAACAGUGUACAAUCUCAAGGAGCAGCAUUCUGAUGAGAGUUAUCGUACCGCCCUAGACAAGAACCCCGACUCUGACACGGCUGUACCUUCUAUCAUCCUAUCAGGCCAGGAAGUAGCUGGCGCAGAUGGUAUUUGCUUCCAGACUGAGAACUAUCACAACUACGGCACCGCGCGGAACGUCCCUGACCCGAAGAACGAGAAGCCUGGUUCAGUUGGUGGUAUUGGAGGAAUUUCUGGUGAAUCCCAGAUCGACCUGCCUAGCGACGGCUAUGCACCGUCGCGAAAGUCUUCAUUCCUCCAAUUCCUGGGCAUUCGUAGAAGCUCGAGUACCAAGAAUCGAUGGCAGUCGCAUAGUCAGUCUUCCACGGAGCCCGCACAGCUGAACUCCUCGUCGGUAGCGAACCAGAUGCUCAAGCCACGGGAGAACAUUGAAAUGCUUUCGAGUCACAGCAUCACUUCUUCGACCCAGCAUGUCCCGAACGACGUCGCAUUCACUGCACCCAAGCUCACUGAAAGCGCCACCGUGGUCUGGCAGCGAGCUUUCAAAGUUGAGCACGACCAGCGCGAGACCAAGUCCACUACAUAUUCCAAGAAGUCUGCCAUGGCUAAAGCCAGCAUGGGAACAAUCUCAGUCGACGAGAACCACCUCUCUCACCCUACAGAGCGAGAUGUAGUCGGAUAUCGCUACAAAGAAACCAAAGCGCAGGAUUUUAUCGCAACACGAAACGCCAGCCAGUCAAGCACUUCUCAGCAGUCUUUCUCCGGCCCUGAUGACGAUAUGACGCCGAAGGAUUUUGCGGCAGUCCCCGGUGCGGAGACAGCGCAGUAUGUUGAGCUCGCCGGCAAGACUUCCAUGCCCAGCGUCGUCGAGAUCAAGAAGUCUUCUCAGUCCAUGUCGAAGAAGCUCGGGAAGGCCAUGAAGACCAGCUUGGGAAAAAUGAUGCCGUCCAAGCCCGGUGUCAAGUCAUCUGCCCAACUCGAAUAUCCAGAGCUCGAAAUCCUGCCCACCAAGGAAGGUUACAAAGACCUGGAAGCUCUCCAGAGCAGCAUUGAAACCUUGAAGGGCAGUGAGCAUGCCAAAAUGGCCAUCAAUCCAGCUCUUGCCAUUGCUGAGUUGGAGAACCAGCCAGCGUCUUCCCUGGACCCUCUGCCUGCGCGGCUCCACGAAGCCGAGCACGCGAGACACGAAUCUGCCAAUGAUACCGCCAACACCGCCCAAAAUGAUGUUGCUCUGGAGAGCAAGAACGCUCACAAGGGUGGUACUGAAGUACCGACUAUCCGGCCCGUUACACCGGCCAACAUGAUCAUGCUUCCUGCGGGAGAUUCCACUACCGCUACGACUGAGCAAUGGGCUACCCCAGCCAGUCGUCUGUCUUACACCACAGCUCUCGAUGAGAAUGACGCAGGGCACCUUAACAGAAUUUGGCACACUUUGAUGAUGCUCAGGAAGAGCAAGGAAUGUUAUGAUCAAAAGCGGUGGUUUUGCGGCUUGGGAUGUCUCGGCAAGACAAUUCAGUCAGGCUACGAGACCAGCUUUUUGUAUGGUAUAGGAUGGGGUCGAGGUUCGAAUUUCCCCAUGUGUAUAGUUCUUCAUAGGCAAAAGGUUCCAAGGCAAUAUCUUCAAGAUGACCUGAAUGCUACGGUGACACUGGUUCUGGUGACGGGUUAA
Colletotrichum costaricense is the source of this 3597-nucleotide messenger RNA. RefSeq lists its product as uncharacterized. The transcript has 4 exons. The coding region runs from base 1 to 3597 and encodes 1198 amino acids. NCBI's taxonomy places the organism in Eukaryota, Fungi, Ascomycota, Sordariomycetes, Glomerellales, Glomerellaceae. The record is from RefSeq and is a predicted model, not a curated record.